AAACAUUGCAGUAACAAAUAAGACAUGUAUGAGUCCGGUUGGAGCGGCGGGUGAGAAGGGAACUGUUGAAGACCCUCAGACGGGAACACACCCUCAGAGAGGAGGUGUGAUGGCAGAGGAGCUGUCAACCUGGCAGGAGGUCUAUCAUUGCUGGUCUGUGUAUAUCAGACCCUACGGAGAUGGGUACUCGAGGGAGAGCACUCCAUUUGGAAGGAUUGAUUACCUCCUCAACAAUUUCACUGUUCUGUGGAGGGAACACGCAAGUACGGUUAGUCUAAGCGACGAGAACGACGGUAGACUUACCGUCAGCAUCAGUGAUGCUGUCAGUGAACUUGAAACUGUCAAGUUUACCAUCCAAACUAAGACUGCGUUACCGUCCUUCUCACAGCACCAGAUGUCAGUGAUACGGUGUCACGAGGAAUUCAUCUGGCUCCAUGACAUGCUCAGUGAGAAUCCAGAAUACGCUGGAUACAUUAUUCCUCCAGCACCCCCAAAGCCUGAUUUCGAGGAGGCACGGGACAAACUGACCAGAGUAACAGCUGCUGAGAAUACGAUGACCGAAGAAGAGUACAAGAAACUGAGAAAGGAACUUGAAAGCGAUUAUUUGGCGCUAUUCAAGAAAACGGUAGCCAUGCACGAAAUAUACCUUCUGAGAAUCGCAGCACACAAUAAACUACGGGAGGACAGUAACUUCAGGGUGUUCUUGGAAUAUGCGAAAGAUCUUAAAGUGCGCUCAAAGAACAAGAAGGAGAUAAUCGGUGGAUUCUUCAAAAGCAUGACAAAGAAUGUGGACGAGGCUCUACUUUCCGGACAAAAAGACAAAGACGAGUUUUUCAUCGAGAGGAGGACGUUUCUCGAGGACUACCAUCUGAGAAUCAAGGAAACUACCAAAAAGAGUGAAUCUCUUUCUGCUUCUACUAACGGGCUCAGUUUCGAUUAUAUGCAGGUAGCAGGUUGUCUAGCCCUCCUCUCCACAAGGGACCCCUCUCUACAGCGCUUCAUGGCUCAAAGUGCCAUUACAUUCGAGUCGCUCCAGAAACUACAAAAGAGAACAAGUACUGACGAAGAUUUGAAACUGACGGAUUUGUUCAAGUAUUAUCAAAGGGAAACUCAAGCUGCGAAGUCUUUACUUUACAGGAGAGGACGCGCGCUUGCUGACAAGGAAAUAGCCGAGGGGAAACUGGAACAAGCACAGAAGAAAUUUAAAGAUAUCCCCACAGCAGAGGCUUACGUUGAGGACUGUAAGAUCAGAUUUGAAUCGAUAUCAGAUAUGGCUAAGACGGAACUGGAUACGUUCAAGAAUCGCCGACUGGAAACAUACCGGAAACACCUGGUUGACAUGUCAGAACUUCAAAUUCGUCACUCUCAGUCCAUUAUCAGUGAGCUGACCAAGGGACUGGAAUUAUUAAAAGAUUUUUAGAAAAUUUGGUUUUAGUUUGCAAAAGCAGGACGUGUGAUCCGGAAAUUUUAAAACGAUUUCUUAUUUUGUGGUUAAUCGGGAUGAUGAUGAUGAUAAUAAUAAUAGCGAUUUGUCAAUUUUGUGACGACAAUAAAAAUGUAAAGUGUUGUGCAAUGUACAUUAUCAGAAUGGCAAAUUAAAAUGUUUGAUCUAUCAUUUUUACAUAUUGGGACCGUUCAUUUGAGUCCUCAAGAGAUUUCAACCUGCGUUAAUUGAUUCUAGUACAUUUUUAUGAUUUUUAAUUGGUAGAGUUACAUAGAAGUGUGAACAAUUUUCGUUUAACGUUAUCUGAAAUGGGCAUGGGUUACUAUUUUUGUUUCGAUUUCUUGACUGACUCUAUCUACAUAUUAGAUUAUUACCAUUAAGAAACAUAGCAUAACAUAGUUUAUGGUUGAAUUUUCAUUUUUGUAAUCCUACCAGGUAACUAAGUUAUGAUUUCCUCGUAAAUGCAGAACGCAAAACAAACAUACCCACAAAAUCUUUCUAUGUUUCAGUAAACAGGGUGGUAACACACAUUCUUAAAUAACACAGAUGGGUAUCAAUUUCUAAUUCCUCUUCCUAGGAUAAAUGUGAUAAAUCUCCUUCACAGUUCACAUAAUAUGUGAUUUUUACUUUUAACACUUAAUGUUUCUUGUAUCCGGUAUUUGUUCUGCACCUCGUAGAAACCAUUCAGGGACUGAUUUUUUCAUGCAGUCUUUAAAGUUUUAGUCUAAGAAUCAAACGCACUAAUGGAUAAUCGUUUUAGCAGUUAUAAUGUGUAAUUUUCACUUUCAAUAUUUGUUCGAACUUUAUACUUUCAUUACUUUACCUGUUAGAUAUUCGGAAAA
This is a messenger RNA of Bolinopsis microptera, 2286 nucleotides long. Its product is annotated as sorting nexin-6-like. The record is from RefSeq and is a predicted model, not a curated record. The transcript has 10 exons. Gene Ontology annotation, molecular function: phosphatidylinositol binding. Bases 29 to 1420 code for a protein of 463 amino acids. NCBI's taxonomy places the organism in Eukaryota, Metazoa, Ctenophora, Tentaculata, Lobata, Bolinopsidae. Gene Ontology annotation, cellular component: endosome.